UCAAAUUUCAGCUGUGCCUGAGACAAGCAAAAAUGUUGAGAUACAUUCAAAAAUUAAAAAAACCAAACUGAAGCCAAAAGUCCAGCCACAGAGAGUCUGAGGCGAUAGCAUGUCGCAGAAACGCGCGCCACCGCCAUUGAAUCCGCUUCAGCCAGUUCUCUAUAUUGAAUGCUGUCGCGCCCAUACCGACUACCGAAGACGCGCCACAGAGUUGCAUGCCUCACUGGCGGACGCGUUGCGCACACUGCAGCCAGAUAUGCAGCUGCAGCUGCGCUUGAACGAGAACGACAUGCCACGCCUCGGCUCAUUCGAGGUGGCCAUCGCAGCAACACCCACAGAAGAUGUCCAGGAGCGUCAAGUAUUGUGGACGGGCCUGGAGCGUGUGCCCGUCUCGGCCAAGGUGCCGCAUGUGGAUGACAUUAUUGCGCCAGCCUGCAUUGCCCUGAGACUGCGGCACAGCCAGGCGGGCAGCAGUAGCAUUAACCUGGUACGCACAAGCGAUGGCGACAUCACGAAAAUACUGCAAAGACGCAACCUUCAGUAGCUUCAGUUUCGGUUACAUUUUCUCACUCUUUUUUUUCUUGUACACUUUACUUGUAAAUUGUAAGUGCUAAAAUUGACAAAUUGAAUAAACUUGUGGCUGCAAUCAUUUUCAGUUUGUCA
Molecule: messenger RNA, 663 nt
Organism: Drosophila novamexicana
Lineage: Eukaryota; Metazoa; Arthropoda; Insecta; Diptera; Drosophilidae
Product: selenoprotein BthD
Exons: 1
Coding region: 110-544 (144 amino acids)
Source: RefSeq, a predicted model, not a curated record